Exophiala bonariae is the source of this 2070-nucleotide messenger RNA. RefSeq lists its product as uncharacterized. Bases 1 to 2070 code for a protein of 689 amino acids. The transcript has a single exon. Gene Ontology annotation, molecular function: chromatin binding. Gene Ontology annotation, cellular component: nucleolus. The record is from RefSeq and is a predicted model, not a curated record. Lineage: Eukaryota; Fungi; Ascomycota; Eurotiomycetes; Chaetothyriales; Herpotrichiellaceae. Gene Ontology annotation, biological process: DNA replication initiation.
AUGCCUCACGGUCGUCCUGCAAAGCGCAGGCGAGUUACGCCUCCCAUCGAUGACAGUGUUCCUUCCGAGACGAUUAAAUCAGGAGAUCUAUUCGCCCGAGCAGCUGAUUGGGAUCUGGAGCAAGAAUACGAACAAAGAUCGAGGAACAAAAAGACCAAAGAAUCCUCUAGAUUACCUGUUAUCACCGCCGAUGGGCGGAUACAACAAAAGACACAAGAAAAGCAACCGGAGCCGGAAGAAGACUCGGAUAGCUUCUUAGGCUCGGGGUCCGAAAAUGAAGAAGAGAAUGGUGGACAGGACGCUGAGACACCUCCCACUGAGCCAGAAUCUGUACCUCAAAUCCCAGUCAAGCAGCAUGUGUUGGCAGCUAAGGAAGAGAUAGCCCGCAUAGCCGAGUUAUUGAACGAGGAUCCUGAAGAACACGCAGGCUCGUUCAAGAAAUUGGCCUUGGUGGCUGGGCCGCAAGCGCCUGUACCAGUGAAAAGACUGGUUCUAGCUGCCCAAGCGGCAGUCUACAAAGAUGUCAUUCCGGGCUACCGAAUUCGCGCGUAUGAGGAAGAAGAGUUGGGCAACAAAAUCUCAAAAGAUGUUCGUCAGACACGGCAGUAUGAGCAGGCCCUUGUGAGUGGAUAUCACGGUUAUGUCAAGCACCUUGCGUCGCUAGCCAAGGGGAAAAAAGGUGAAGACGGCACUUCUUCACUACGUAGCGUCGCGAUCAGCUGUGUCUGUACGCUUCUUCUCUCAGUGCCCCAUUUCAACUUCCGUACCGAACUGCUGAAUGUCCUGGUCCGUGAGCUGGCUGGGCGAGAGGCUACCCCUGAUUACAAUAAGUGCAUUGAAGUACUAGAAAAGUUCUUUGCUGGUGACGAUGAUGGGGCGCCCUCACUGGAGGCUGUGACUCUGAUCACGAAGAUGAUGAAAGUCAGAGAUUAUCGGGUACGGGAAGAAAUCCUGAACACUUUCUUCCACCUGCGUCUGCUGUCUGAGCUCACAGCACAAAGUUCGACCACCAGGAUCGACAAGCCAGAAGACAUGUCAAAACUACACGGCAGAAAAGUCAAAAAGGAGAAAUGGGAGCAUCGAUCCAAGAAGGAACGCAAAUUUGCCAGGGAGCGUAAGGCUGUCGAAAAGGACAUGCGCGAGGCGGAUGCCAUCGUGGACUACGAGGCCAAGGAAAAGAUGCAGUCGGAAACUCUCAAGAUGGUGUUUGUCACUUACUUCCGCAUUCUCAAAGCACGUAUUCCCCAUUUGAUGGGUGCCGUUCUGGAAGGACUCGCAAAGUAUGCCCAUCUCAUCAACCAAGACUUCUUUGGGGAUCUACUCGAGGCACUGAAAGACAUCAUUGGUGAAGCCGAGAUCGCCAUGAAAGGUGAAUUGGAUGAAGACGGCCCGACUGAAGAUAGUGAAAUUGAGAUGGACACCCUGGCGACACGCAAUCGCAUGCGCGAGACACUGCUCUCGACUCAAACCGCCUUCACACUCCUUUCGGGUCAGGAAGCCUCGAAAGCCGCCUCAAGCCUCCAACUCGAUCUGUCAUUCUUCACCUCGCACGCAUUCCGCACACUCUAUCCACUCGCCCUUGACGCCGACGUCGAAUUGGGUCCCAAAACCCUCCGCCUCGCCGACCCGCACAAACAUAACACAAACGACACCGUUUCCCCAGUAGCCAACAAAGUCAACAUCUCCACGCCCAUCCUCUUGCUUAACCGAGUCCUGACAUCCAUCCUCCUCACACCCUCCCAGCCCCCACCAACACUCACGACCGCAGCAUUCUACAGGCGUCUCUUAACCAUCACAUUACAGCUCCCAGAGAAGUCGACCCUGUCGGUCUUGACACUUAUGGCCAAGAUCGCAGACAAACAUGCCCGCAAGAUCGAGCCGCUGUGGUACAGUGAUGAGAGGAAGGGCGAUGGCGUGUUCCGCGGGGAGAGCGAUAGUGUCGAAGGCUCGAAUGUGCUGGCCACGGGCACCGGGAUUUGGGAGGCCGAGUUGUUGCGCAAACAUUAUUGUCCCAAGGUCAGGGAGCAGAUUAAGGCGGUUGAUAAAGUCAUUGCCGGGUUGAAUCGGUGA